This is a messenger RNA of Ramularia collo-cygni, 1803 nucleotides long. RefSeq lists its product as uncharacterized. The record is from RefSeq and is a predicted model, not a curated record. NCBI's taxonomy places the organism in Eukaryota, Fungi, Ascomycota, Dothideomycetes, Mycosphaerellales, Mycosphaerellaceae. The coding region runs from base 1 to 1803 and encodes 600 amino acids. Gene Ontology annotation, molecular function: mRNA binding; poly(A) RNA polymerase activity. Gene Ontology annotation, biological process: RNA 3'-end processing. Gene Ontology annotation, cellular component: nucleolus; TRAMP complex. The transcript has a single exon.
AUGCAGAGCCGACGGAACAUCUGGCGGUCUGCAUGCAGAGGUUCCAAUGCGUACAACCCCGUGCUAGCCUUACGAGCCACCUUUGGCACCUCCGCCAACUGCCUCAAACACGAUGGGCACAUUCCUUCGAGUUCGGCAGCGCCCAAGACCCAGCCUUCUAAUCCCGCCGAACAUAAUCACAAGAGCAUCGCCGUGAGUGAAAAAGCCUCUGCUGGCCAGGAUGGAAACAAUUCAAAGCCAGAAGACCCAUCACAGCGGGCGAACAACCGGGAGUCGCGCACACAACGUAACCCAAAAAAUGAACGCACCAUCCUCAAGCCUGGUGAGCGCUCCAGGAAUAUGCAAGCUUCAGUGCAUAAAGGCCACGAAAAGCACGCGGACCAAUUCGCUAGAUCCCCAUACUGGAAGCAACACAUGGUGGCAGUUCGAGAAGAGUCGUUCAAAUAUCAGAACUCUCAAUGGCGGGACAAGGAACGCAGCGUCUUCCUUCAAAGAAAAAAGAGGUUUCUGGAUUAUGAUGCCAAGAUUGUGAGACCGCGGCGGAGCGGAACGCCCACAAGUCUUUCAAUCCCUUGGGCCAAUGAUGAAUCUGAGCGCAAGGGUGCCUCUGUCAAUGCAUGCCUGACGAGGGAUAUCACCAGCUUUGCAGCAUGGGCGAUGCCGACGCGCGCUGAGCAACGGGGUCGAACAGAAGUUGUUCGGGAGACGAUUGAGCUAAUCAGAAGUGUACUGCCGGAGGCCUCAACUGGGGUUGAGCUCUUCGGCUCAGAGAAGAACGGUCUUGCCCUACCUUACUCCGACAUUGAUCUCCGCAUCUAUGACAUGAAGGAUCCUGAUAUGCCGCACGCCAGACUUUAUAGCCGAUUGACGGUGAUCUGCGAAGCCAUGCAGCACAGUGAACAAUACAUCCUUGCUUCGGUUCGCAACUCCAACUUCCCCAUUCUCAACUGCCAGCAUCGUGCCUCUGGGGUAGACAUUCAAAUUGUGGCUUCUAGAGACUCGACGCAGCAACAGGCAUUGGUCGCCAAGUACCUUCACCAGGUACCGCAACUCCGGCAGGUCUACUUUGUGGUGCGCACUAUCCUGAGUAUGCGUGGACUUGUCGACGUAUACACGGGAGGGUUGGGUUCAUAUGGGACUUUUGUCAUGGUGCUAGCCGUCUUGCACCGCCACAUGGAAGCCCGAAAAAAGACGCGAGGGUGGAACGGGAAGAUCUCAUCGGGUACGCAACUCAUCGCUUUUUUUGAAUUCUACCGCAAUCUCGACACCAAGAAGCACGGCGUUGCAGUCCACCCACGGACGCUUUUCAAGAAGCAUGCAAAACCAAUGGAUGAUUUAAAAGUCCUCAGCACCUCCGCCGAGAAACGCGGGGACAUGGUUCGCGCGGGACAAUGGCAACUCUGCGUGCAGCGUCCAUUCCAGCCAUAUCUCCUCUGCCUCCAGGAUCCUGCUGAUCCUCUGAAUGAUCUUGGCAGGAGAUGUCAUGCUAUCAAGCACAUCUUCGCCACGCUUACGCAUCUCAGUKAAGCUCUCGCCACCGGUUGUCUUGCACUGAAGAAAUGGAAGGACUUGGACGAGGACGGCCCUAGCGGACUGCAACCUCUGCUACUUCCGCUUGUGGGGCAGUGUCAUAAUGUCUACCAUCGGCGACGGAAGUCGUUGGAAGGUUACGGUAUUAGAAAGCUUGAAGACAAGUCUGCACUUGAAGACGAUCCCCUAGCGAAGAGUGUUGUGAGGCGGUACACAACGAACACUACCAAAGCAUAUUCCAAGCAGUGGUGGUUAGCCUUUACCUCUGCUUAG